CCGCCGGGCUUCGUCCCAACUCCCCAAGCCUACUCCUCCUCCUCCUCCUCUUCCGCUUCCGCCCUACCUCUUCGUCACCGCGAGACACGACGCUCAGACCUUCGCCACAAGCGGCCAUCUGAGAACCUAAAGCUCGUCCAUCGCCACCUAUCGCCCAGCAAAAACGCGUGCGACACCCUUGACGUCAGUCAGUGGUAUCCUCCCCUCCCCUUCAUUCUCAUCCAACCCACUCGUAGCGCGCCACCAUGGGUCUCCCAGAGCGCUACUCACUGAGCGUGCCGGCGCAGGACCCGCGUGAUGGUCCUCCGGCCAUCAACCCCAACAUCAUCCUCGUCAUCCGCUUCCUCCUCACCUCGCUGGUUUGCGGCUUGGCGCUUGCCACAACCAUCAUGUGCUUGCUUGUUGUUGUCUACUACAACUCGCACGACCCAAUUAUCAGGCCGUCAUGGGGCUCACUCAUCUACCUGAUUGUCCUCGGAUUCUUCACCUGCAUCAUCUACUUCGGCUACAACAUCUUCCUCCCGCUCAUGCCCUUCAUCAGGUACGGCGACUUCCUCUACUCCCUCUUCAUGGUCAAGCUGGAACUCCUUCUCCAAUUUGCAUUCUGCGUCCUCUGGGUCUCCGGCGCCCUCGCAUACGCCUCUGAUCUACGAGGAUACGAGAAUUGCCAGUUUGAUGGGUACUACCACUACCCAAAGCCUGCAGACUUCAACCACGUCUGUGACCUCAUCAACUGGGCUGUCCCACUCGCCUAUGCCACUUUCGGUGUUCAGGUGCUCCUCUGGUUCUUCGAGACCUCGUUCGGUCUGUAUACCUUCCUGCUCCUCGACCAGGAGUCGUUCAACGAGCCUCACUUUGCCUGGGGCCGUCGCGCGUACGACUGGAAGCACAAUUCCAGUGCUCACCGUGGCUCUACCGGCUCCAACACCUACCGUGCCCGUGCCGUCGCUGCUGGUGCUGGCGGCGCGGCCGCUGGCGCCGCUGCUGGUGAGCGUGGCUCGCCCAACGGCAAUGGCCGUGGCAGGCGAGGUGCGGCGUACAACGAUCCUGAGGCGGCUGAGAACCAGGAUGAGGAGUACGGAUACGCUCAUGGUCAGGACGGCGAGUCAGAAUUGGCCGAGGAGAUGACCGAGUCUGAGCACGGUCAGUCUCGCGGACCUCUUGCUUUGGGCAGGAGAGGCAGAAGAGGGUACGCGGACGAGGAGUCCGUCGGCAGCGGUGGUACAGCUGAUGGGAGGUCGCAGGGUCACGAGAGAGGGGACAGCGAGGCAUGGCAUCUGCGCGAGUAGUGUGCGUGCUGCCCUCCUGCGCUUCCUUUUCUCGUCACCAUCACCUAGCAACCUCAGCCUCCUCACCAGCUCCGUCCUCGCAGCAUCGACUCUGGUCCCUCACGGGGCGACACGUACCCGUCGUCGCCUCCGAUGUAGGCCUCAAUACCACCACGACCACCAACAUCGAAGACGCUAAUGCGGCCUUGGCUGCCAAGCCGCUUCUCACUCUCUUUUCGAAUCGUACCACCACCACCUGCCCCGCCCAGCUCGCCCUCCUCCAAGGGCUGAGCGCACGGCUGUCCCCUCUUUCCUCUUCGUCGCAC
This is a messenger RNA of Jaminaea rosea, 1594 nucleotides long. RefSeq lists its product as hypothetical. The transcript is spliced from 2 exons. The record is from RefSeq and is a predicted model, not a curated record. NCBI's taxonomy places the organism in Eukaryota, Fungi, Basidiomycota, Exobasidiomycetes, Microstromatales. Bases 246 to 1289 code for a protein of 347 amino acids.